Molecule: messenger RNA, 7137 nt
Organism: Salvelinus sp. IW2-2015
Lineage: Eukaryota; Metazoa; Chordata; Actinopteri; Salmoniformes; Salmonidae
Gene: erich3
Product: glutamate-rich 3
Source: RefSeq, a predicted model, not a curated record
UGUAGCAAGUACAGUCUGGGUUUACCAAGUCGGGCAUUCGAAUAGGACAGUAUUCUAUCGUCUGGUUCUAUAUUUGCAUGUAUUUGAGCAAGGAGGACAGUCUUCCGACCCGGAGUGCUCCGUUUAUUAUAUGAAACUGCAUCCCGAAAUCAUGAGUCACCUAUACCCAGGGCUACUCUCAGCCUACAACAGUCUGACAGACAAACACCUUACUGGAUACUUCAACAACACCCGGAUCAGGAGACAUCUCCAGAGAGUUGGCCUGAUCACCAGGAGUGGGCGGAUUGUCCCAGACAAAGAGUACAGACACAAUGUGAUGCAGAGAGCGCACCAGAGGCAUGUGAGGGAAUGCCUGGCCCAGGCCAUCUUCCAUAAGGUGCUGGACAUGGAGCGUCUCCAUCAGAUCGAGAUCAAGAGGAAGUUGGAGGAUUUUGCCCGGAGGGAGAGAGUGCAUAAAAUCAAGGUGGAACGUUCCAAGAGGUACGAGGAGGAGGUAAUCCAUAUCCUGUCUCCACGGCCGCCCACGGGCCCCAGGGUCUCCCACGCACAGCAUUCUGGGCCAGAGGGGGAGCACUCUGAAUCCUCGGAAUCUCCGGGCUCGUCUCGACCCAACACGGCUCCAGGGAAGAUGCAGAGGCCGGUGCGUCUGAAGCCCAUCCAUAGUAACAGCACCACAGCCUCCCACAGACACACCUCCCCCUACAGGCCCCAUGACUCCUCCAAUGAAACGGACCAGCCUUUCAACUGCAUUAUGGACAAAGACUCCAGAAGACAUUUGACCGGGACAGAGUUUUCCCGUGGUAUAUCCCCCUACCGCCUUCCAGUCAUCAACAACUUUGUUACCCCAGUGCCACCUCCGACAAAGAGGAAAGAGAGGGGCGGUUUUAAGGGUACCCCCAAUGGCACUUUCAGGGGACGGAGACUGCGCCCCACCACGGCCCCAAGUGGCCCCGGAAUGACGGAGGACUCUACCCUCCUGCGGACCUCUGUGCAGAGUAAAGUAUGUGUGAGCAUGGUGUUCUUUGGAAAGACAGUGCACCUGUCACAUGACCUGAUGGACAUGAGGGAUGAGGUGAAGGUGUUCCAGCAGCACUGUGGGGGAGAGAACCUGUGUGUGUACAAGGGCAGAGUCCGGGAGGGAGAGACGUUCCAGUUUGUGUCGCGGCGCCACCGUGGCUUCCCCUUCAGCCUGACGUUCUUUCUCAACGGGCUGCAGGUGGAGCGCCUCAGCUCCUGCUGUGAGUUCAAACACAGGAAGGGCUCCCGGCUAGGCGGCCGCCACGGACAUUUUGGAUUCUCCAGCACGGAGGGAGCCUCGCCCUGCUACAGGUGUAUCAUAGCCUUGGGUUUAGACAAGAAGCCCACCCCUCCUCCAAAGAGAGUCAAAGAGGAAAUCAUAGGCACCCGCCCUCUAGACACUGGGAAGGACACUGCAGAGGUGGAGKAGGAGAUGAUUGGUAAAGACAGUCACUCUCAACCAGAGCCUGAGACAACUCAGCCACAGGACAUGGAGACAGAGAUCAAAGAAGACAUUCCACAAGUGGAGGACAAACCCAAAGACGACUAUGAAGAGGACUUUGAGGCGGACGACGAGGGGCAGGCUGAGGACAAGAAAAGUGUUCCUCCCUCCAGAGAAAGAGACYGAGAGGAUAGAGAGAAAGACGACCAGUCUGACAGUGAGGAUGAUGACAAAGAUGAAGAGAGAAGGUCAAGGUCAAGGUCAGACUCCAGCUCCUCAGGAAGUGACAUGGACGACAGUGAGGCUGAGGCCAAGGAGGACCAAGCAGUCAACCAGGCAGCUGACCUAGAGGAGGCUCCUCCCCAGGCUGAACAGGCAAAAGACAACCCCACCACCAUAGCACUUGAUCCGGACCAACCACCCACAGAGGAUACCACCACAGCCACAGAGAGCAGCUCUCCUACCCCACCCCAGACCACCUCGACUGGGGAGGAAGACACAGGGACCUUGGGGUACAGCCCUGGGGACACCACAGCGAGACCCACAGAGCUUGAGGUGUCAGACACAAGUGGGCUGUCGGAGAAGGAGGGGAAAGGGGAUGAUGAUGGGAGUGCUGAGGSUAAGGAGGAAGACAAGGAGAGUAGGGCUAAGGCGGAGGGUGAGUCUACACAGGUGGAGGCGCCUGAGAGGGCCAAGUCUGUGCAGGAGAAACUAGCAGAGGCCAUUUUGAAGGAGGCUCAGAGUCACUCAGAACCAGAGCUGAGUGACACCAGCACUGAGACGGAGGAAGACCCCACUGAGAAAAACCAACAUCAGGACACCAUUGGUACGGAACCAGAGCAAGCCGGGGCUUUUACUCUGGAGCGUCAGAUCAGUACAGAGGAAGUGAAGUGUGAGGAAAGUUCACUCAGUGCACAGGAAAUGACCUCACAGAGUGCUGCCGAGGGAAAAGAAGUCGGGACUGAGCUGAAGAAAGAGGAGGAAGAUGGUGCACCGGAGUCUGAACAGAUAACUGAAGAAACCAGUGGUGUGACAGAGGAGAAAGAGGAGGAUCCAAAAGCCAGUCCAGAGACGGAUGAUCAAGAAGAGACAGACAGCAAAGUAGAAACAAAGGGGAAAGAAGAGGGUGAAGAAACUAAGGGCAACCAGGAAGAAGAUGAGGCUGUGGAUCUUCAGGCAGACGAGCCAGCUAAAGCAAGAGAUUCUGUAACUAGUAAAGAGCAGCAGGAAGAGAACACCACAGCAGAUCCUGACAUACCACCUAGUGAGUCAGAGGAGAUGAAAAGCACUAAAGAUGAUGAGUCAUCUGCACCAGAAGAACCAGCGAGCAAGACUGAGAUAGAAACAGCUGUGACGGGUGAGGCAGGGACUGAGGUGGCAGAGAGUGAAACAGUAGAGAUGAAAGCAGAGCCCAUAGAGGAUUCAGAGUCCCAUAGCCAUAAAGAGAUGUCUAUAACUGACAAAGACAGGCAGGGAGAUGAGGAGGAGGACACGGUUGGAGGCACAGAGACAGAAGUCACAGCAGAUAAUUCCAACAGCGUGUCAGAGAAAAGUGGAGAUACUACUGUCUGUGCUGAAAAGAGAGCAGGGGGAGCUGAGAAGAGUGAGGAUGCACCUGGAGAAACCGAAGCCAAACUUGAGAGUGACACAGGUGAGGCUAUGAAGGAAGACAGCCUAGAAAAAGAAGCUGGUCAGGAUGAAGUUGYAGGAGAAACGACUACAGAGGAUGAGGUAGAAAAUGAUUUUGCCCAAAUUGAAGAAGGGAAAGUAAAGGACGGUGAAAAGACUGGAAAUGAUAAGAAAGAAGAAAAGGAAGAGACUGAGGAAGUAAAUACUGGAGCAGCUAAGAGAGAUGAAGAGAAAGUUAGUGAGGGUAAGGUAGACAGAAGUGAGAAAGAUGGGGAGGAUAACGCAGAAGAGGGUACACAGGGCGGAGAAAAUGCAGAGGGGAAUAAGGCAGAGGAGGAAGAAACAGAUGACAGCAAGAAGGCAGCAGAAGUAGAAGAUAAGGUGGAGUGUGAAGAGAAGAAGGCUGGACAGGCAGAAAAGGAAGACAAUGAUGGAGAAGAAAUUGUAAAAGAAGAGGGCAAGCUAGAAAGUGGGGAAAUGGUUGAAGAAAAUAAAGCAGCAAAUGUAUCUGAGCAUGAAACAGGAGAGAAAGAGGGAGAGGAAGUAGUUGAGGAAAAUGUUGUGGAUGCAGAGGAAGCCGGUGAACUUAAAGCAGAGGAAGGAGAAAACAUGACAACAAUUGAGGUCAAAGUUGAAGAGACUGAGAUCAAAGACAAUGUUCAAGAAUCUGUAUGUGAUGUGGACGAGGAUGAUGAAUCUGAUAAAGAGAGUGGCUCAGCUCCAAUUGUUGGCGAUAGCACUGCGGCCAGAGAUGAGACCCGAGUCAGCAGGAAAGAAACAGAGAAAAAGGACAGUGAGGUAGAUUCUGAGAAUGGAGAGACAGCUGCAGCCUCUGAAGUUCAGAGUGACACCGCAAGAGAGGAGACAGAGUCCACAAACCAAGAUACCCAAGGCAAAAACAAUACAGGAGAGGACAAGGUAGAUGAAAAGGACAUGGAGUCAGAAACAAAGACAGAUGACCCAAACAAGGUGGAGACAGAGGAAGAUCCUAAAGACCAGGAAGAGGCAAAUGACAAAUGUGAAAGUACCAAAGUAGAUCAGGAUGCAGACACAGAAGACAAAGAAUCUAAGGCUGAGAAAUCUAACAGAGAUAGCCAUGCUGGUUCACAUGUAGGAGACCCAGAGCCAGUUAACACUGGGGCUGAAUCCAAAGAAGAGGCUAUGUCAGAGAAUGCUGAUAAGGAGACUAAGAAUGUCAAGGAGAUAGAGACAUCUGUGGAGUCUCAAGAGCAGUCUGAACAAAAUACUCAGUCAAAGGACAGAAUUGUAGAUGCUACACUUGAGAGUGAAGAUAGGAACCCAGAUACAAGCACAGAUAGCUUGGAUGACGGCAAAGAGAAAGUUAAUGAUGCUACUACAGAGGUGAUUGUUGUUUCUGAAGAGACACAAGCUCAAGCUUCAGAACCCAGAGCUAUGGAGUUAGAAGAUAUUACAGAGACUGAAUCAGAUCUGAAGGAAAAAGAACAUAAAACGGAAGACGAAUCCACAGAAGGGUCAAGCAAGCCAUCUGAAGACGGAGCCAGCGUUGUGCUCAAACCUCAGUCAGAAACACCACAAAAAGAAAGCAGUGCAUCAGGUAAAGAAGCUAAUGUACUUGAGGAAAGUGUUAAAGCUGAGGACCAUGCUGCAACUCCAGAGACUUUGGAGAAAGGAGACAAUAGGGAUCUUGUAACUAACUGGGUGAAUGUACAUCAAUCCUCAAAGUUCUUCGAGACAUUCAUAGAGCCCCUAGAUGACUUUACUUCUGACAAUGUCAUCAGUGAGUCUAAUUCGGAUGCCAGGGCUAUAGCGCCAAAACACGUGACCGAACUUUCUAGACCAGAGAGACCUACUAAAACGGCAAAGACACCAGAGCCGAAACCUGACGAUCAUUAUACCAAUGCCUCAGAGAGGAGCGCAGCUGUUGGAGGCGGAGGUGACACCAUUGUUGAGAGUACAGUAACAGAACUUAAAGAGGCAGCCCCAUCAACAAAAGAUGAAAAUGAGUCAAACAGUAAUAACAAGGUGGAAGUGAUCCAAUCAGAUCGCAGGAGUACUCACUCAAGAGACGAUGCAGCCAGUGAAACUGGGAUAACGAAAUACUCUCUUGAGGUGAAAGAAGAAACAGAAGUCACUCUCUUCACACUCUCUACUGAACUUGAACACAGCAGCAGAGAAGACACAGCUGGGCCACAGGAGGAGGGUCAGAGUUCUUCAGAGGAGCUCAAAGGAACAACAGGGAUGUCUGAGGAUGACAAGGACAAAGAUAUGACAAUGCAGGGAGAAACUGAUCUGACAGAAAUGUCCAAAACUGACGUUGAAAGUAUACAGGGCUCUAACCAUUCAGCUGCCAGUGGCAGGCCUGAAAAUAUCAUUGAGAAUCCAGCAGAGACUGAAGAAACCAAAGACAAUUCUGGGUUGGACGAGCAACAAACAUUGGAAGAGAUAAACGCCCUGACAACGUCUGAGAGUCCAGAGAAUCACUCUGAAUCUGGCACAACAUCAAGAGAACCAGAAGACACCAAAGAUACAAAGGAACCGAAAGAGCAAGAGGCUGCAGAGGUUACAGAAAUAACAGAGCUAAGAGUCAUUUCGAAAUCUGAGAAUGAGAGCCAGGAAUACUCCCAAAGUGUACAGCUCCAUUCCAAACAACUGGAUGGAAGCAGGAGGGGAGACAAAGAAGACCUACAGCUGAUUGACCAGCUGAGCACCUGCUCAGUGGAAGACUCUUCGCUGUUUGGCCACACCUCAUACCCUCUGUUGACAACUGCACCGACUGACGGUAAUUAUUAGAAGAAAGCAACAGGCUGGCACAAGGCACGUGAGACAAUCAGAUGACUGCAGGAUGGCCUGGAAGGGUAUUCUUCGACAUCACAUUCUUUCCGAAGUUGCGUUAUUCUUGAGAUGAACUUGCUGUAAUGGUUCUCAUGAGAUGACACUGCAGGAACAGUCGCUCCACAAUUGUGAAUGCACGUUUGAGUUUACUAAGAGCUUUAAUGAUUUCCCCCUUUUUACCAACAAAAAAGUCUGGGUCAUGAAAAUGUGUGUGUUUAUAAAGGUUUUGAUAGUAGCAUAGAUGUUUACAACUAUCCCUUUUUGGGGACAAACAGUGAGGCCUUGUCUGCUGGAGGUAUAAAGCACAGGUGCUGUCACCAGCCCCCUGUAAACAGAUACCCCUCAAUUCACGCUGCACAAAUACAUAAAUCAUUCAUAGUCGUUAAGCCUUGUGGAGGUCAGCUUGCCCCAAAGCACCGUAACARACUUCGCAAGGCAUGGUUGUGUGAUGAUUGGUUUGGAGAGAAAAUGAAAUACUCCCGGCCACCACUGACUUAAAGCACCACAACACUUUUGCGUUGAUGACAAAGACCUGAUUGGAUUAUAGUUUGGCACUGGCGAGGAAAUACAGUUGGCUCUUUAUACUGGAUGUAUAACCUUAAUUACACAGAUAAUGUUCAUUAUUUAUACACAGAAAGAAGAUUUAUGAGAUAGAUUUCCAUAUUUUACAUUGUGAUAACUCUCCAGAGAUUUGUUUAACUUUAUCUGCAAUGUGUACAUGAUCUGUUGUCACAAAUUGUAUCCCUGCAUUUCCAUUCAACUUUCAAAGUAAUUACAAUGUAUUCCUUUAGAGAAUUUUCUUAUCCAAUUUAAUGGACAUGCGUUGAAAUAAAAUUCACCCCGUUCAUUUGAAAACAUUGUAUGUCAUACAUAAAACAUACAAUUAAUGCCUACUGUACACAACUACACAAACAGUAAUAAUAAAGACUUGCCUAGUUAAAUAAAAGGUUAAAGGUUAAACAUACAAGUAAUAAUAAUUGGAGAAAUUGUGAAAUGCCRUAUGUAGGAAACAGUUUGUGUCAAAAUAUGUUGAGGCUAACACAUUUAAUACCUGUAUCAUUCUUGGUUCAUUUAUUUCUUCAGUUGCCAUUCAUUAUGAAUCCUGUAUUUAAUAAGUAAGGUGUUUAUUGUCACAAACAGCGAAUAUGUGCAGUGUAAUGUGGUGUUUUACAGGGUCAGCCAUAGUAGUACYGCGCCCCUGGAGCAAAUGAGGGUUAAGUGACAUUGCUCAAGGG